UUUGUCCUCGUACUACAUAAAAGGAAUACAAAUAGAGUAAGUCUUGUCUUGCUGAAAUCCGUGCGACAUACAAAAAUAAACGUGGCAACGCCGCUCCGCACCGUCCUCGCUGCGACUCGCCCCACCAAUGUCAUUAUAAGUUUUGUCGUCAACGAGGUUCGUGCGUCGAGUGUUUUGUAAAGUGUUUUUUACGUGUUUACGGCGAAAUGGGUAGAAACAGGUCCAAAAAUGAAAUUAAAAAGAGGCUGAAACGGAAGCAGAAUCGCCUAAACCAACUUUGGGAGCGUUUAGAGGAUGUAUCAAGCGAUGACGCAUCAUCCUCCGGCAGUGAUGAUUCUUCCAGUGAAGAUAAUCACUCUGGUUCCGAAAGGGGAAGGCGGAGCCCAGUGAAUCUCCCGCUUGAACCCAUCGAUAGCCCGGCGAUAAAUGCAGGCAGUAACAAACCAAACACCUCGGACGCAAUAAUUACCUUAUUAGGUAAACAACCAAACCUUACCCAACAGUUUGGAGAAAACAUUCACGAAGAUAUUGUAAUGCGCUGGAGCGAAUUUCUAAGAAAAGGGGUUGAAAAAGAUGACAAAAAAGCUUUGAUCGACAGUUACCCUAUCGUAGGAAACUGUAAAGAAUUACUCGCACCUAAACUAAACAUGGAAAUUGCAACAUGUUUAAACGAAAGCUUGAACCGACAAGACAUGUACCUUAGUAGGAUACAAGACGAAAUUGGGGUAGCCAUCUCCGCUUUAGGGAAACCUUUAGGCAAUUGCUUCCCUAAUCCAAGCGAACAGUCUAAUGAAUUCUUAAAACCCAGUAUUGAUGCGGCGAAAAUCUUAACUAAUGUCCAUCAUAGCAUAUCUACACACAGGCGCCAUGUUAUUCUACCUCAUCUGAACAGCUCGGUGAGGAAGAUCAUCGAAGACUACCCAAUAGACGAGUUUUUAUUUGGGGACAAGUUUGCGGAGAAACUGAAGUCAUCCAAGGAAAUACAGAAGACGUCCUCAGAUCUUAGAUUACAGAACCCCUCCACCAGUUCAAAAAACUACCAGCGCCCCAAAUACAAGUCCAAAUACAAGAACCAAUGGAACUACAAAGCGAAGGGUCGGAACACCCAAGGGGUCUCAUACAACCAAGCCCGGCUGAAAAAGAAAAGGACCCAAUAUUAAUGGUGAGCAUAAAAAAUGAUCCGCACAUGUGUGUCGGCAAGACUAGAUCUAGAUUACAUUAUUGGGAAAUGCUGACAAGUAACCCUCAAGUUUUAAGUUGGUUAAGGGGAAUUAAAUUUAACUUCAUAUCAUCCCCCCCUACAAGACAUUCCAUUAAAGAACCUAAGUUAACACGGUUAGAACAUGAAAAUUGUAAAAAAUUAAUUGACAGCAUGUUGGAAAUGGGCGCCAUUUCCCGUUGUACAAGUUCAAAAACACAAUAUGUUUCUUCAUAUUUUCUAAGACAGAAAACAAACGGUGAGUACCGUUUCAUACUUAAUUUAAAAUCUUUAAACUGUCACUUAGAAGCCCCCCACUUUAAACUUGAGGAUUAUCGCACUGCCAUUAAAUUAACAUA
Sitophilus oryzae (rice weevil) is the source of this 1557-nucleotide messenger RNA. RefSeq lists its product as uncharacterized. The record is from RefSeq and is a predicted model, not a curated record. The transcript has 3 exons. The coding region runs from base 207 to 1160 and encodes 317 amino acids. Lineage: Eukaryota; Metazoa; Arthropoda; Insecta; Coleoptera; Curculionidae.